This is a messenger RNA of Lolium rigidum, 1634 nucleotides long. Its product is annotated as dof zinc finger protein DOF5.1-like. The coding region runs from base 261 to 1367 and encodes 368 amino acids. Gene Ontology annotation, biological process: regulation of DNA-templated transcription. The record is from RefSeq and is a predicted model, not a curated record. Lineage: Eukaryota; Viridiplantae; Streptophyta; Magnoliopsida; Poales; Poaceae. The transcript is spliced from 2 exons. Gene Ontology annotation, molecular function: DNA binding; DNA-binding transcription factor activity.
UCUUGGUGCUGCAACCUGGCUCUCUCCUUUUUCUCUAUCCUCUCUUUCUUUGGUAGCUCCCUCUCCCAAAGCAGUCAAGAGCUAGACCCUCCCUGUCUCUCUAGCUUCCAUUCCAUUCCUUUCCUUGGUAGUACCUCCUCCGAUUCCAUUUCCCCAGCUGAGGUGCCGCCAAGUCUCUCCCUCUCUACCACUAUCUCUCCAAGCUCCAGCCAGCCGCCCUGCCGAUAUCUCCCACCAACUCUCUCUUUGUAGAUCACACCAUGAUCUUCCCUCCCGCCUUCCUAGAUUCAUCGAGCUGCUGGAACACCAACCACAACCAGCUGCAGCUGCAGCAACUAGCCAGUAACAAUAUUGCUGCUACUCCUUCACCGACUGCUGCUGCUGCUGCUGGUGGCGGGGGAGGCGGCAACAACAACCAUCCUUCACAAGACGGAUCAAUGGCCAUGACCACUGGAGGAGGAGGCGGUGUUGAAGGAGACGGUGAUGGCGGGCCGAACAAGCCUAUGUCGAUGUCGGAGCGGGCGCGGCUGGCCCGGGUGCCGCAGCCGGAGCCCGGGCUCAACUGCCCACGGUGCGACUCCACCAACACCAAGUUCUGCUACUUCAACAACUACUCCCUCACCCAGCCCCGCCACUUCUGCCGCGCAUGCCGCCGCUACUGGACACGCGGCGGCGCGCUCCGCAACGUCCCUGUCGGUGGCGGAUACCGCCGCCACGCCAAGCGGAGCACCAAGCCCAAGACAUCCGCUGGAGCUGCGGCAGCGGCAGGGACGUCGUCCGCCACGUCGACAACGCCCAGCAGUGCUACUAAUUUCACCGGCAGCGCCACGGCGGCCGUGCCGCCCGGGAUGCAGUACUCCAUGUUCAGCAACAGCGCGCCGCCGCAGGGCCGGUUCGCCGACAGCUUCGACCCGGCGAGCCUCGGGCUCAGUUUCCCCGCGAGGCUGCUCUUCGGGGACGGCAAUGGCGCCUACGCCACGGACGGCGGCGUGCACCACCAGCAAGGUCACGGGAACGCGAUGGAGCAGUGGGCUUCAAUGGCGCAGAUGCAGGGCUUCCCGUUCCUGCACGCCAUGGACCACCAGAUGGCCGGGAAUCCACCGCCAACAACAAUGGCGGCAAUGCAGGGCAUGUUCCACCUAGGGCUCCAGAGCGGCGGUGGACGUAGCAAUGGCGAGGACGGACGAGACCAUCAGUUCCACCACCACGAGACGCCGCAGGCCAAGAGAGACCACCACCAUCAGCAGCAGCAGCAGCAGGAGCAGCAGGAUUACCCAAGCGGCAGGAGCAUGUACGGAGACGUCGUCAAUGGCAAUGGCGGCGGCUACAAUUUCUAUUCAAGCGCUAGCAAUGCAGCUGGUAAUUAGCUAGUUAAUUUACCGCGAUCGUUCUUGUGUGCUUCAAGAUCGAGCUAGACCGAUGCAUGGUGAAACGGGCUGGGGUAUGUAUAAAAUCUUCUGGAUAUGUGUUACAAGAACUCGACGGCGAUCGAGAUCUCUAGAGGAGGGAGGGGGGAUAUUAAUGCAUACGAGAUUUAAACUUUUUUCCUACAAGUACGUGUUUGAUCACUACCUUUGUAGUACUAGUAUUGUUUUUGUUGUUUAAUUAUUAUUAGUAGUACUCCUACUUAGCAG